Messenger RNA from Aspergillus chevalieri, 3633 nucleotides. It is a transcript of the gene RAD50, whose product is annotated as MRX complex DNA-binding subunit. Gene Ontology annotation, biological process: double-strand break repair; telomere maintenance via recombination; telomere maintenance via telomerase. The record is from RefSeq and is a predicted model, not a curated record. Gene Ontology annotation, cellular component: Mre11 complex; condensed nuclear chromosome. The transcript has 2 exons. The coding region runs from base 1 to 3633 and encodes 1210 amino acids. Gene Ontology annotation, molecular function: double-stranded telomeric DNA binding; single-stranded telomeric DNA binding; G-quadruplex DNA binding. NCBI's taxonomy places the organism in Eukaryota, Fungi, Ascomycota, Eurotiomycetes, Eurotiales, Aspergillaceae.
AUGGUAGCCACCCGAAGCCUACAACUUACGGUCAAGAAAACGACAAGACAACAAAAGACACUGGAAGGGCAGCUAUUGAUGGUUAAAGAUGGGGAAAGAACAGCUAUCUCCUCCCGGGUCGCGGAGUUGGACCAGAUCAUGCCUCAAUAUCUAGGCGUAUCCAAGGCCGUCUUGGAUUCAGUCAUUUUCUGCCACCAGGAUGAGAGUUUGUGGCCUAUGAGCGAACCUUCUGUGCUGAAGAAGAGAUUCGACGAGAUUUUCGAAGCGAUGAAGUACACCAAGGCUAUCGAGAAUAUCAAGGUUCUAAGAAAGAAGCAGAACGAGGAACUCGCCAAAUACAAGAUCAUGGAACAACACGCCAAAGAAGAUAAGGAGAAGGCCGAUCGUGCAGAAAAAAGGUCUAUCAAGCUUCAGGAAGAAAUCGAGGCAUUACGAAUCGAAGCCCAUCAGCUUUCCGAAGAGAUGCGACGGGUUGCUGAUCUCGCCGAUAAAGCAUGGAAAGAGUCUGAAAGUUAUUCCCAAAUCCUCGGAGCCCUGAAAGGGAAACGGAUCGAAGCAAACAGCAUCCAGUCGACGAUUGACAACUUGAAAAGACACCUUGUUGAACUCGAUGACUCGGACGAGUGGCUAGAGUCGAAUUUGGAACAGUUCGAAUCAAAACAGCUUCAUUACCAGCAAAAUGAGGAGGCUCAGAAAGAGAACUAUAUGGAAAUCAAGGAGCAAAUUGAGCAGGCUCGACAUAGGCUUGGUCUCAAACAAGCAGAGUGCGGCAAAUUCGAGAACGACAAGGCCAACUACGAGCGACAGCUUGAGAGACGCAAGAAGCUGAUCAGGGAAAUCGCACGAACCCAUAACAUCCGCGGGUAUGAUGAUGAUUUGGACCAGACUGACAUGAACGAGUUCAUGCGGAAGAUUCGAAAAUCCCUGACGGACCAGAAUCAGACCCUAGACCGUGCGAAGCGUGAAGCGCAGACUGAGCUACGCGAAGUGCAAGUAACUCUGAAUGAAAUCGGCCAGCGAAAGUCUGCGCUGCAGGAAAGCAAGAACGCAGCCAGACGGCAAAUAGCUUCCAACGAUAAGGAGAUCGCCUCAUACCAAAGAAAGCUUAACGAAAUCGACGUCGACGAAGGUGUUCAAGCUGCGAUCGAGUCGAAUAUUGAGGAUAUCAAUUCCCGUCUAAGUUCCUCCAAGGGACGUGCGCAAGCGGCUUCUUGGGAUAAGGAGAUCCAGGAAAUCAACACAGCUAUUCGGAAUCUGGAAGAUGACAGUUCGCGAUUGAAUUCGGAGCUCAUUGAGGCUACUAGAAUGGCCGGUGAUUUGGCUCGCCUAGACCAUUUGAAGAAGGAGCUGAAAGAUCGAGAGCGCAGCCUUGAAACCAUGAAGGGCGCUCAUGACGAACGUCUUACAAAACUCGUCAGCUCUGAUUGGCGACCAGAGACGUUGGAACAGGAGUUCCAACAGGUCAUGAAUGAAGAAUCUAGACUUGUGACCAAUGCAGAGAACGACCGAAAUGGCGUCAAUAGAGAGCUGGAACAGGUGGAAUUCAAGCUGAGAAACGUUAGGAAGACUCUGGAUCAGCGACAGAAAGAACUCCAAGACAGCAUUAAGGAGAUUCGGGAAGCAGUUGAUGACGAGCCUGAAGAAUACCUGGAAAUUGUCAAGCAACGGCAGGUCCAGCUUGAUAUCGCUAGAAAGGAUGCGGAACAAUAUGCAGGCGUUGGCGAGUAUAUCACCACUUGUCUCGAAACAGCCAAUAAAGCCAAGGUGUGUCGACUGUGUACCAGACCUUUCAGAAACGACAGCGAGUUCCAGAGUUUCAAAGCCAAGUUGGAACAGCUGGUCAAGAAGACGCAAAUGCAAGCCGAGGAUGAGGAUGUCCGACGACUUGAAGAAGAUCUCAAUACUGCGCGUGAAGCCGGUACUGCUUAUGAUUCGUGGAUCCGCUUGCGAGAAAUGGACAUCCCUGAACUGGAGAAGGAGGAACAACAACACGAUUCUCGGCGGGAUGAGCUUCUGACCGAACUGGAAAACCGUGACAAGGUGGUUGACGAGAAGGUUGAGAAGAAGAGAGACGUUGAGUCUCUUUCGAAGACGGUGAACACGAUUGUGAGGUACGAUGGUGAUAUCAAAUCCAUCAAGUCUCAGAUCAAGGAGCUGUCUUCGAAGCGGCAAGGUACCAGCGCUACGCGCACACUCGAAGAUAUCCAAGACGAGAUCGCUGCGACUGGCGAAAAGUCUAGAGCUUUGAAGAAGACCCUCACAAAGCUCACUCAUGACAAAGAGCAGGCACGUACUGAAAUUACCACCUUGGAGCUGCAGCUCAGAGAUGCGAAGAGCAGCCUGGACAAUGCCAAGUUCCAGUUGGAGAAGAAAGCUGAUCUCCUUGCCAGGCUGGAAGAGUACAAGAAUUUCAACGCCCAGCAAAGAGAGGCCAUUGAGAAGGCUGAUCAGGAUAUUGAAGGGCUCACACCUGAGCUCCUGAAAGCCCAAGCACGGUAUGAUGACAUUAGCCGGCGUGCUGAGGCUCGUGAGAGGGAACUGCAGCAUGCAAUCUCUACUCUGUCAGACAGUGUAAACCAGCUCGAUCUGGCAAAUGACGAGAUCAACUCGUAUAAUGAACGAGACGGUCCAGGUCAGCUAGAGAGAGCUAGGAACGAGCUUCGGCAUAUUGAAGGCGAAAUCAAUCAGCUUGAAACUAAGCUUGCCAAUAUCACCAAGGAAAUCAACAAGAUAUCCGCACAGCUGAAGGACAGCGAAAAUACCAAACGGCAAUACUCUGAUAACCUGACUUACCGCCAAUCAACCAGAGCAUUCGAUGCUGUCACGGCAGAGAUUGAGCAGCUCGAAGCACAAAAUGCAGAAGUGGACCGGAGCCGUUUCAAGAAGGAAUCGGAACGUCGAACCCGCGAACAUAACGCUCUUGCUGCCCAGCAGGCGAGUAAGAUGGGAGAGAUGAAGUCCAAAGACGACCAGUUGAUGCAGCUUCUCGCAGACUGGAACACGGACUACAAGGACGCAGCAAGCAAGUACAAGGAAGCCCAUAUCCGAGUAGAAACCACCAAAGCCGCUGUCGACGAUCUAGCUCGCUACGGUGGCGCGCUCGACAAAGCAAUCAUGAAAUACCACAGCCUGAAAAUGGAGGAAAUCAACGCCAUUAUCGGCGAGCUCUGGCAAAGAACCUACCGAGGCACCGACGUCGACACCAUCCUCAUCCGCUCCGACAACGAAAAUGCCAAAGGAAACCGCUCCUACAACUACCGCGUCUGUAUGGUCAAGCAGGACGCAGAGAUGGACAUGCGUGGUCGUUGCAGUGCUGGUCAGAAGGUCCUCGCCAGUAUCAUCAUUCGUUUGGCGUUGGCGGAGUGUUUCGGUGUUAACUGCGGUCUUAUUGCGCUCGAUGAACCGACAACCAACCUUGAUCGGGAUAAUAUCCGGUCUCUGGCUGAGUCGCUGCAUGAGAUUAUUCGGGCUCGUCAGCAGCAGGCUAAUUUCCAGUUGAUUGUGAUUACGCACGAUGAAGACUUUCUGCGGCAUAUGCAGUGUGGUGAUUUCUGUGAUUAUUACUACCGAGUGUCUCGCAAUGAGAAGCAGAAGUCGAUUAUUGAGCGGCAGUCAAUUGCAGAGGUUAUGUGA